Molecule: messenger RNA, 568 nt
Organism: Dendronephthya gigantea
Lineage: Eukaryota; Metazoa; Cnidaria; Anthozoa; Malacalcyonacea; Nephtheidae
Product: iron-sulfur cluster assembly 1 homolog, mitochondrial-like
Exons: 4
Coding region: 29-424 (131 amino acids)
Biological process (GO): iron-sulfur cluster assembly
Cellular component (GO): cytoplasm; mitochondrion
Molecular function (GO): 2 iron, 2 sulfur cluster binding
Source: RefSeq, a predicted model, not a curated record
UAAUAAACGUAAUAACGUUUGUUGUGUUAUGGCAGCAAGAGCUACAAUUUCUGCCACAGCUAAAGUUAUCAGUAAACCACGACGUUUUAUACCAAGGAGAGCUGCUCUUACACUGAGUCCAAGUGCUGUAAACAAAAUCAAAGAAAUAUUAAAAAGAAAGUCAGAUGUGAUUGGAUUGAAAGUUGGUGUUAGACAACGUGGAUGCAAUGGUUUAUCAUACACAUUAGACUAUGUGAAGGAGAAAGAAAAAUUUGAUGAGGAGGUUGAGCAAGAUGGGGUGAAAAUAUUUAUUGAUGCUAAAGCUCAGUUGACAUUGCUUGGAACAGAAAUGGAUUUUGUUGAAGAUACAUUAUCUAGUGAAUUUGUUUUUAAUAAUCCUAAUAUCAAAGGAACUUGUGGUUGUGGUGAGAGUUUUUCAAUAUAGAAAUAUAAUUUUUCUGCUAUGUAUUUUAUUUCAUGGUUACAAUGUACAGUAUAUGCAAGCUAAAAGAAUUGUGCUAUUCAAAAUAAUUCUGCUGUGUUAAUUGUGAUUAUGGUGUGGGCAUUUUGUACAAUAUUCAAAUUGACU